AUGGCGAACCAGGCAACCUUGGAAAAGCCCACGGGCGAGUACCGCCAGUAUCUACCAGACCUCAGCCUGAAGCGCUUCGAGGUGAUGUGCCAGCAAGAUGCACACGAAUAUGCCCAUGAUUUCAAGACAGGACAUCAGCCGCCCUGGCUGCAUGCGCUGUACAUGCAUUGGUUGGAUCUAUUGCAGGAGCCGUUCAAGGGUGUUACUACGGAUGGAACCGUCCGCCCAGAUCUAUUCACGCUCCAAGACGAAGAAGUGCCCAUCCAACAAAUCGUCGACGCAACCAACGCAGUCACAGCCCAACUAACCGACUCCCAAAAAGAAGCCAUAAACUACCACAUCGACUCCCCCCACUGGCGCACAUGGUCCAAUCCCGAAUUCCUACUCGCCCACAAAGGAAUCCGCCUGGACGAAGUCACCCCUCAAAUCCGCGACGCAGUAAUGACCGUCCUCAAGACCACGCUCUCGCCCGAAGGCUACGACAAGGCCGUCAGCGCCAUGCGCAUCAACCACUUCCUCGGCGAGCUGGUCAACUCCACCCGCGUGAUGAACGAAUUCAGCUACAACUUUGUCCUCUUCGGCAAACCCUCCACAACCAGGCCCUGGGGCUGGUCAUUCUACGGCCACCACCUGUGUCUCAACAUCUUCCUGUACAAGGGCCAGAUCAUCGCCUCGCCGUGGUUCACCGGCGCAGAGCCGAACGAGAUUGACGCCGGCCCGCAUGCCGGCACGCGCAUCAUGCAGCUCGAGGAAAAGCUCGGCCUGCAGCUGAUGCAGUCUCUUUCGGCCGAGUUGCAAUCCUCGGCUCGGGUCUUUGCGCUCAUGAAGGAUCCAGCUAUGCCGCCGGGUCGCUGGAACAAGGAUGACCAGCGACACUUGUGUGGCGCGUAUCGGGAUAACCGGGAAGUGCCAUACGAGGGCAUUCUGGCGUCGACUUUUAGCGACGAGCAGAAGGGUCUAAUGUAUGGGAUUCUGGAGCAGUAUUUGCUGUAUCUGCCUGCGAAAUCGCGGGCGUUGAAGAUUGAGCAGAUUCGGGCUCAUGAGGAGGAGACGUAUUUCUGUUGGAUUGGUGGAUUUGGCGAUGAAGAUCCGUUCUAUUAUCGCAUCCAGAGCCCGGUUAUUCUUGUGGAGUUUGAUCAUCAUUCUGGGGUUUUCUUGAAUAAUGAGGAGCCGAAGAAGUUCCAUAUUCAUACGCUGUUGAGGACGCCUAAUGGCGGUGAUUAUGGAUACGCGUUACGGCCUUUGAUUCCUGCUGUUGAAGGGUUGAAUGGGAAAGAGAUUGUUUGGUAG
Molecule: messenger RNA, 1290 nt
Organism: Penicillium nucicola
Lineage: Eukaryota; Fungi; Ascomycota; Eurotiomycetes; Eurotiales; Aspergillaceae
Product: DUF3500 domain-containing protein
Exons: 2
Coding region: 1-1290 (429 amino acids)
Source: RefSeq, a predicted model, not a curated record